This is a messenger RNA of Colletotrichum truncatum, 756 nucleotides long. The record is from RefSeq and is a predicted model, not a curated record. Lineage: Eukaryota; Fungi; Ascomycota; Sordariomycetes; Glomerellales; Glomerellaceae.
AUGGAUGCAGAAAACGUCGUCAAGCAAUCAACUACAUCGAGUUCAUCUUAUGGCAAACAGGCCUUCCCUUCUAAGGACGAAACUCUUACUUCCCAGUUUGACGGUGCUGCUCCGCCAGCCUUCAAACGUGGGUCAAUUGAGCAGUCUAUCGCAUUGCUGGUAUACCACGCCUACCAGGACCUGCCUAAUAUACCUGGAAACCUGGUAGGUCUCAUCAGCGCUGGGGUAGGGUCCUACAAUGACCCAAUGCCUCUCAACGAAGGCGGGACACCUGAUAAUGAAUGGUUUGUCAAGCUCCUCCGCGUCAGCCUUGCGCUCGCCGAAGACAGCGUCCGUGGGGACAAGUUCCAGUGUCCGCUGAUUAACGCUGCCGCCGCAUUAUGCAUUGAGCCUAGUGGAAUCAAACAUCCUACAGUUGCUGGCAAGGGGCUAUCAGGCAUUAUUGCCUGUAUGAAAGCCGUAUUUGUCACAUGGGGCGCAUGGGAAACAGCGAAUCAGAACAUCACCAACGACCGUUAUAAUCUCUCCUACCAUCAAUAUGUCCGGCCGAAUCUAAUGUUCUACUCAUCACGGACCGGUUUCCAUAAUACCACCGAGUACAUACCAGAUAACGCUUUCGUCUGGGUUUAUCGUAUCCGAAACAUCGCGCUAGAGGAAUCAAUGAUUACUCCUGGCAUGACCACGACUACCCUUCGCGAUAAUGGCUGUAUUGCUGUUUUUGGUGCGAAUAGUGAGAUUCGGAUUCCGGUCGCCUAA